Centropristis striata (black sea bass) is the source of this 2952-nucleotide messenger RNA. RefSeq names its product cytochrome P450 7A1 (gene cyp7a1). Gene Ontology annotation, biological process: cholesterol homeostasis; bile acid biosynthetic process; cellular response to glucose stimulus. Bases 215 to 1753 code for a protein of 512 amino acids. The record is from RefSeq and is a predicted model, not a curated record. Gene Ontology annotation, molecular function: iron ion binding; heme binding; cholesterol 7-alpha-monooxygenase activity. Lineage: Eukaryota; Metazoa; Chordata; Actinopteri; Perciformes; Serranidae. The transcript is spliced from 8 exons.
AACUAGUGUCAAUGUGCACUCUGAGUCUCUGAGUCGGGAAACUCCUGGAUCUUAGGUCAGCAUUUCUAAUAUAGUUUCUUUCAUCGAGGGCUGUUGACUUCAGUGACUCAGGCGACAGUUUAUGAGUUUAUGAUUAUUUCUGUGUGCAGCAUUAGUAACGUUUAGUAACUCCUGCAGGGUUUGAUCUUCUGUCAUUGUCAUCAACAUCAUCACUAUGAUAAUUAGCAUAGCUCUGAUCUGGGCAGUAGUGGUUGGAUUGUGCUGCCUUCUUUGGCUCGCUGUGGGAAUACGUCACAGGCAGCCAGGUGAGCCUGCAGUGGAGAAUGGUUUGAUCCCUUACCUGGGCUGUGCUCUGCAGUUCGGAGCCAACCCUCUCCAGUUCCUCCGGAGCCGUCAGAAGAAGUACGGACAUAUUUUCACCUGCAAGAUCGCAGGCCAGUACAUCCACUUCCUGUGUGACCCCUUCUCCUACCACUCAGUCAUCAGACAGGGACGACACCUGGACUGGAGGAAGUUCCACUUUGCUACAUCGGUUAAGGCUUUUGGCCAUGAUAGUUUUGACCCUCGCCAUGGUCACACCACAGAGAACCUCCACCAAACCUUCCUGAAGACCCUGCAGGGUGAAGCUCUGCCCUCCCUCAUAGAGACCAUGAUGGGUCACCUCCAGGACGUCAUGCUGAGGUCUGACACCCUCAGCCCCAGCAGAGACCACUGGGAGGUGGACGGCAUCUUUGCUUUCUGCUACAAGGUGAUGUUUGAGUCUGGCUACCUGACUCUGUUUGGUAAAGAGCUUGGUGAAGACAAGGUUCAGGUCCAGCAGGCGGCUCAGAAGGCCUUGGUGCUCAAUGCUCUGGAGAACUUCAAAGAGUUUGACAAGAUCUUCCCAGCGCUGGUGGCUGGCCUGCCCAUCCACGUCUUCAAGAGCGCCUACAGCGCCAGAGAGAACCUGGCAAAGACCAUGAAUGCUGAGAACUUGUCCAAGAGGGAGAACGUGUCUGAUCUGAUCGCUAUGAGGAUGAUCCUGAAUGAUUCCUUAUCUACCUUCAAUGAUCUGAGCAAGGCCAGGACCCAUGUGGCUCUGCUCUGGGCCUCACAGGCCAACACCCUGCCUGCCACCUUCUGGAGUCUGUUUUAUAUGAUCAGGAGUCCAGAUGCUAUGAAAGGAGCUCGUGAGGAAGUUCACAGAGUUCUGGAGGAUGCAGGUCAGACGGUUGACCCUAGCAACCCCACGCUGAACCUGACCAGGGACCAGCUGGACAACAUGCCUGUUCUGGACAGCAUCAUAAAAGAAGCCAUGCGUCUCUCCAGUGCUUCCAUGAAUGUACGUGUUGCGAAAGAGGACUUCCUGCUUCACCUUGACAACCAAGAAGCUUAUCGCAUUCGAAAAGAUGAUGUCAUCGCCCUUUAUCCCCCCAUGCUGCACUAUGAUCCAGAGAUCUACGAGGAUCCCUAUGAGUACAAAUUUGACCGUUUCCUGGAUGAAGGUCAGGAGAAAACCACCUUCUACCGCAACGGGCGGCGGCUGCGGUACUUCUACAUGCCCUUCGGCUCCGGGGUCACCAAAUGCCCCGGCAGAUUUUUUGCUGCAUAUGAGAUAAAGCAGUUCCUGACUCUUGUGCUGUCAUACUUUGACAUGGAACUAUUGGACCCUGCUAUCAAAAUCCCUCCUCUAGAUCAGUCCCGUGCUGGUCUGGGAAUCCUCCAGCCCACCUACGAUGUGGACUUCAGGUACAAGCUGAGAUCUCACCACUAGGCUCGCUGAUUGAACUACAUAUUGUACAUAGUGUAUAAAAGGGUGCUAAGUUAAAGGGGCAAUAUGUAAUUACUGGCCAAAUGCUCCAAAAAUAUGGGGUAGCAUUUCAUUUCAUCUUGUGCAAGAUUUGCAUAAUUUACUAAAUGCAGCAGUGACACUGUUCAAGAUUGUGUACAGUUAGACACAUAAUCAACCAUGUAAUGCCCUCAAAAAUGUAUAGCAACAUAUAGUCUAGCUACCCUAUAUAUAUAUAUAUUUAUAUAUAUAUAUAUCAUUCUUCUACAUUUUGUUGUUGUUUGUUGUAUUGCUGUAUAGCUCAUUUUACCAUUACAUGAUAGAAAUCAUUGUGGAUUGAUACACACAUUGCCCCACACAUAAACAGAAAAAUGUAUAUAUAUGGUAUUAUAUCUGUGUAUUUAUUGCAGACCAUGUACACUGUAAAAAAAAAUCUGUUUAAUUUACGGUAAAAUACCCGCAGCUGUGGUUGCCAGAACUUCACCGUAAGAAAUACAGUGAGCAUAUGUAAAUGUAAAUAUCAGCCAAAAAACUGUUAUUUUGUCCAAAGCGACUUACAGUAAGUGAUAAAUUAAUGAUAAAUAAAUGUAUACUGAAUAAUCCCAUUACUUUCUGGAUAAUUGUGUCAUCAUGGUAUUUCUCCAUUCAUUUUACAUGAAAAUUGUUUAAUUUUACAGCACAACUGUGUGUUUUCUACAGUUUAUGACAGUAGAAUUUAAAGUUGUAUGCUAUUCUUUGAUUUACAGUAAUUAAAAGUAUCUACUACGGUUAUGUACAAUGUUCAAUUUUACGACCUAUUUCUGAUGCAAUUUGACAGUGUUUUACUGUAACUUCUACAAACAUUUUUUACAGUGUAGAAAAAUCUGUGUGAAGACAUUUGGUUUUCCAUUUUGCUCUAUCACCACUUUGAUACUUUGUCAUUUUGUGUCAGUUUAUCUCAGGUGAAAUUGCUGAGUGCAGCAUGACCAAACUGAAAAAAAUGCAUUACUGUAAUCAGUGUCAUUUACUGACUGAACCUUGAAGUGACAGAUAGCGCUCCCAUCAACCUUGAACUCUGCUCUUGUGCUGUCUAACUGUUCAAGACGUGUCUGAUUAUUGACUGAACUUUAUAAUGUCAUGUCUCAGUGUCUCAGCCAACGUGGCUACCAUGUUUCUUUUAUUAAUGUGUGAUGAUGAUUUCUGUA